CAAAUUCUCAGCUUGAAUUUCUUCUAUAAAACUACAUAGUGCCUCUGUAGAGCUCCAGAAUAAGAGGACAUUUUAGACAAAAGUGGUCUUCCAACUUUGAGGCAACAGUUCGGUGAGGACCCUCUGCUGUUUUAACAUGACAUUGCUCCCGUGCACAAAACCAGGUCCUUACAGACGUGGUUUUCCCACCUGCCCGCAAAACCUACAGAAGUAUCCGCUGUGGCACCACCACAGUACCAGAGCCGCUUCUUCUCCCAGGACGUGAGACUCCUAAACUCAACACUCCACCAUGAACAGUUUAUCUAUGUGACUUGCUUAUUAUUUAUGCAAUUUUUAAAAAAAUUUUUUUUACAGAAUUGUUAAGUGUGGUGUGUUCGUAUGUAUAGCUUAGGGAAUUACAACAGAAAAUGCCACUUGUCAAUCUUGUGUUGCAUAGUGACAAUUCAUCUUGAAUCUUGCUGGGGUUUGGUGUCCUCAUACUUUGGACCACGUGGUGUAAGGAGGAACUUACAUACAAGCUGUGGUACAAAUGUAAAUCGUACCAUCAUUUUCUCUGCAAUGUCUUGAAGUUGAAGUAUGAGGACGUACGAGUACUGUGCACCGAAACUCUUAACCAAGCACAGCGCUCAAGCAAAUGCACUUAGUGACUUUCCACCACUGUUCUGGGAAGGUGAGCACAGUUGUCAGAAUCCCCGCAUUAACAUGAUUUCCCACAUGAAUCUGUUUUUGUGUGAGUUUAAUGCGGUUAUAUAUCCAGUUCCUCGGAAAUUACACAGCAGCUAAUUGUGUCAGGGUUAUGUGAGAGAGCAAAGAGACGGAGCAGAGGAGAGCAAGCAAACACGCGGUCAUAAGACGAGCGGAGCAAAUAAGUUGCACAACUUGAAUCGAGAUAAAUUUGUAUCUGAUUUAUAUCUGAGUUCCCCUCCUUAUUUGAUGAGGACGCCGCUGAAUGGAGGCUCCUGUUCUCCGACCUAACACAGUUUCACCCUUGAUGAAUUCCAAAAGGGGCAGAGGGAAUUCAGCUGGAGGUGAGCCGGGUCCCAGCGAACACACGAGGCUCCUCGUCACAUGCCUCCAAUUUACAUUCAUUAGCACACAAUGUGGACUUAAGAGAGACGAAUGCUGCUUUCCUGUAUGUUCAGCAAAUGACCAGCGACUGCCACCCACUGAGGACGCUGUUCGAGGAUCACAACCACUUUCCACAUACUCGUUCCCUCGUCCUAAGCUGUUGUACUGAUCAGAGGUAAAGAGCUAUGAGCAACUAAAACCUGAUCUGAGUGCUGUACCGUACGCAGCUGGACUUGUUUCAGUUUCUUGAAGAUGUUUCCCCUCUCAUGCCUACCAUGCAGCAACUAGAUGACACCAUGACCUGGAUGACUGAGAACCUUCAUCUACACACAACAUUAUCACUGAUGAUUUACCAAUCAAAAGUGUCAAACACUUCCCAUCACAAGCUGCCAGACACCGGAAUAAAAUCUUGUCAAACAAACAAUGAUUAUUGUACAGCCGUCUUAAACAGAGAAAACAUCCAAUCUUCACAUCAUGAAGUGAUGAACAGGAGGCUGUUCUUAAAGGCACAGUUCACCCGAAGACAAAAACGGAGUCACUAGCUAGUUCCAUAGUUGGCAAAACAUCUCUGGAGCUUCAGAGCGAAUCAGUGUUCUAAUAUAAAUGAAACUCAUCUGCUGUAAUCCAAGUCUCAGAAGCUGCAAUUUCCCAAAUUGGUUUGAAAAGACCGUAUUCUGCUAAAUCUUUAGCUGCUAGGCUAAACUGUGCCGGACGGAGACCUUUUAUGUUGAAUUAAGACAUUUACAAGUCCACAGCUACAUGGGCUGUUGAGGAGAGACGCUGCAACACUGUUUUGCUGUGAAGCUUCAGAACUGUUUUGUGGACAAUGAAACUUCAUUGGGGGGGUGAUGACUGAAUUUUAAACUUUGGGUGAACUGUUACUUUAAAACAAUAACCCAUGAACAAGCACACACACACACACACACAAAACACAGGAAUGUACUAGCUAUAAUUAAAACCAUGAAGUUGAAAAGUCGCUCAGGCGGGAUCGAGAUGGGAAACAAAACAUUCCGACUAGAACAGGAGGGCUAAACCGUCUGUCCGUCAGAAGCUCUUUGCAGAUCCUGUCCAUCACAAGUUUUGGUGCAAACACAUCAUCCCUUCGUUUGAGCUGAGAUCAAGAUGCUCUGCGGACAGAGAGGUUCAGAAAAUACUUGUUUCACCAAUCUAUCGUUCUGAAGGACGAUUCUAUAUGAAAUCACAGUGGACAGCCUGAGACUGUGGAUGAGUGGAGGGCAGCAGAUCACGGGGGGAGCGGUCCACCCCCGGUGUCACACCGUGGGUGUGUGGGUGAGUGUGCUCGUGAGGGCCAUCCAGCUGUGAGAACAGAUCCGCCCAUUCAUCGAAAGCGCCCGGGGGUCGCGCAGCCUCUGCUUUUCAGACGGACCGGCGUGUCGUCCAAUGACAGCGCGGCAGAGCGUGACUCACCCCCUCCCGUUUCCAAUGGAAGCGCGGCGGAGAGGCGGGCCGCAGGAAGCACACUUGGUUGAAUGGCCAUUGAAGCCAGCAAUCAGCGGUAAAUAUGUUAUGAUGCCACGCUCCAAACAGACACCGAGCGGAUUGUCCGAGGCGGCGGGAGCGCACCUUGGCACCGGGUAGACGCUUGGCGACAACGCUGCCGCUGCACGGCCGCGGAUUGGCUGCGGGCGGACCGUAACUGCGGAUCGGAGCAGGAGUCGCUCUCCGGGGGAUUUGAGAGGGGUGAUGGACAGCUGUUGGACGUCGAUUCGGCGCAGAGGUUAGGGAUAAAUUGACCGUGCGGUAACACAAGGCUCAGCCAUGGACCAGGGAGCUGUGCCGUGCGGCUGCCCGAGGAGGAGGAGGAGGAGGAGCGGCUGACUUUUCUCCUCCGCUCCCAUCAGUGCAAGUGUGCGAGCAUCGUGAUGAUGCUUUCUGGACAAACGUGAGGCUCCCCCCCAUCACCACACACACACACACACACACACACACACACACACACACACACACCCUCCGCCCCCCCCGCCAUCCAGGCUGCGAUGUGUGCUCAAUACAGGUGCACCGGGGCUUGACGGGACCAGGACAAGACGCCAACAUGGGAUCCACCUUUUUCUUCCCCUCCAGCUCCGUCUGUUGUGUCCCCACACGGAUACAGGAAACACAGAUGUAACGGGCUCACGGCGUGAUUGAUGGUGCUGCGCUAUGCUCUCUGGGGACUCUCUGAGUUGUGUAAUGGUUUUAUUUCACGUACAGCGCGCGCUGCCGUGCACCCUCUCCAUGGACGGCAGUUAAUUGGGCCCAAUGAUGUAGAGCCAAAUCCACCUGGAUCUCAUGUUCCCUCCUCUCGCGGCGGAACUGGCUCCCCUGUGACUUUUGCUCAUGUCCAAUUGUUUUUAUUCCCGGAGCUUUUUACCACUUCAAUUCAAUUUGUUUGUUUUUUUUUUCCUUUUUUUUCUUUCUCUUUUUGUUUGUUUUAUGUUUUUAACAUUUAGAAUGAAUGUUUGCUUCUAAAAGUGGGAGGUCAACCCGCGGACUGAUCGUGCUUGUUAAGAUUUAAAGCCCUCCAACUAUGAGAAAUUCAACUUAGGACAGGCUUCUCUGGACUUACAAUCGUUUCCUUCGCUGAUCAAAACUUUUCCCGCAGAGACACAUCUCUGUUGCGUCCCUCUCGCCACCAUGUCCAGAUCGAAUAGUGUCAGCCCACCCGGAGUCGGUGCGCCCGGGUUGAGGGGAGGGACCGAGCACAGAUCAGCUUGGGGCGAGUCUGAGUCUGUGGCCAACGGGUGCCCGUACUCAGCCAGAUCCCCGCGCAAGAAGCUCAGCCGGACAAACAGUCGGUGGAGGGAGGAGGAUGAUCAGGAGCACCGGCAGACCGGGCGAGCCUCCACGACCGUCAGCAGAGUCAGCUUCAGGUCCAGGUCGGCUUGGCAGGACCAUGGCGAGGAGAGCAACAAGCGCGCGUCCCCGAAGCGUCCAGACGGCGAGGUGAGACCCAAGUCAGUGGAGCUGGGUCUGGAGGAGCGGAGAGCCAAGCUGAAGUCCGACGAGGAGGAGGUCAUGCCCGAAGCGAACUUUUCGUUCGUGGCGUGCUGCAUCAGCGUCAUGCACAUUUUCAAAUCCAAGAAAUUCCAGUCGGAGAAGUUGGAGCGGCUCUACCAGCGCUACUUUUUCCGUCUCAACCAGAGCAGCCUGACUAUGCUCAUGGCGGUGCUGGUGCUGGUCUUCACGGUCAUGCUGGGCUUCCACUGCUCCGGCGGGACGGCGAGGCCGAGCGUCACGUACGUGGUGGUGUUCUCCGUGGCCAUCUUCCUCACACUCAUCCUCAUGGUGGUCUGCAACAGGAACGGCUUCCACCAGGACCACAUGUGGAUUGUGUGCUACGUGGUCAUCCUGGUGGUGCUGGUGAUCCAGGUGAUCGGGGUGCUGCUCGUGCAGCCCAGAAGUGCCUCGGCGGGGAUCUGGUGGACCGUGUUCUUCAUCCAUGUCAUCUACACGCUGCUGCCCGUCAGGAUGCGCGCCGCGGUCAUCACUGGAGUUAUUCUCUCUGCCAUCCACGUGGCUGUUUCUUGGGUGUUGAACGGGGUGGACAGCUUUCUGUGGAAACAGAUAGUGUCCAACGUGCUGAUCUUCUCCUGCACCAACAUUGUGGGAGUGUGCACCCAUUACCCUGCUGAGGGCUCCCAGAGGCAGGCCUUCCAGGAGACCAGGGAAUGCAUCCAGGCUCGCCUGCACUCCCAGAGGGAAAACCAGCAGCAGGAACGUCUCCUGCUCUCAGUGCUUCCCCGCCACGUUGCCAUGGAGAUGAAAGCUGACAUCAAUGCCAAGCGGGAGGACAUGAUGUUUCACAAGAUCUACAUCCAGAAGCACGACAACGUCAGCAUCUUAUUUGCAGACAUCGAGGGUUUCACCAGUCUGGCAUCCCAGUGCACAGCGCAGGAGUUGGUGAUGACUCUGAAUGAACUCUUCGCCCGCUUUGACAAGCUGGCGGCGGAGAACCACUGUCUGCGGAUCAAGAUCCUGGGAGACUGCUACUACUGCGUGUCUGGGCUGCCGGAGGCGAGGGCCGACCACGCCCACUGCUGCGUGGAGAUGGGGCUGGACAUGAUAGAGGCCAUUUCGCUGGUACGGGAGGUGACUGGAGUGAAUGUGAACAUGCGAGUGGGCAUCCACAGCGGCAGGGUGCACUGUGGGGUGCUGGGACUCAGGAAGUGGCAGUUUGACGUCUGGUCCAAUGAUGUCACGCUAGCCAAUCAGAUGGAGGCCGGGGGCCAAGCUGGGCGUAUCCACAUCACCAAGGCCACUCUGAAUUAUCUGAAUGGGGACUAUGAUGUGGAGGCGGGAGCAGGGGGGGAAAGGAACGCCUACCUGAAGAAGCACAACAUAGAAACCUACCUCAUUGUGGGCUGCAGUCAGAAAAGGAAAGAGGAGAAGGCCAUGAUAGCCAAGAUGAACCGGCAGAGGACCAAUUCUGUGACCCACAACAGCGGCCACUGGACUGACCGUCCGUUCUACAACCAUAUGGGCGGCAACCAGAUCUCCAAGGAGAUGAAGAGGAUGGGAUUUGAAGACCCCAAAGACAAGCAUUUCAUUUUCAGAAACACGCAGGAGAACCUAAACCCAGAGGACGAGGUGGAUGAGUUCCUGGGCCGGGCCAUCGACGCGCGCAGCAUCGACCGCCUGCGCUCCGAGCACGUCAAGAAGUUCCUGCUCACCUUCAGAGAGCCUGACCUGGAGAAAAAGUACUCCAAACAGGUGGACUCCAGGUUCGGAGCUUACGUGGCCUGCGCCUCCCUCGUCUUUCUCUUCAUCUGCUUCAUCCAGAUUGUCAUUGUGCCUGCCUCCAGUCUGAUGAUGGGCUUCUUCGUCACCUGUCUCAUUAUCCUGAUGGCUGUCAUGUUCAUCUCAACUGUGUACUGCUGUUUCGGGCUCUUCCCGGUCCCCCUGCAGACUCUUUCUAAAAGGAUAGUCCAGUCCAGACUGAACAGCACCCUGGUGGGCAUCUUCACCAUCAUCAUCGUCUUUCUUUCUGCUUUCAUCAAUAUUUUCACCUGCAGUAACCAUGAUCUGCGGAGCUGCAUCAAGAUGGAGCUCAACAUCAGUCGGGACAGCGUGACCAUCUGCGACGCCUGCCGCCUCAACUACAGCCUGGACACACAGGACAACCCCUGUGGAGAAGACGACGCCCUCAUCUGCAGCUUCCCUGAGUACUUCUCGUCCUGCGUGCUGCUGAGCCUGCUGGCCUGCUCCGUCUUCCUGCAGAUCAGCAGCAUCGGUAAACUCUUCCUCAUGCUCUUCAUCGAGCUCAUCUACCUCCUCAUCCUGGAGGUGCCCAAAGUCAGCCUCUUUGACAACCAGGACCUGCUGGUGAUGGCCAACGCCAUCAACGUUUUCGAGCACAUGAAUGGAACAAGCUGUGAAGUAGACUCCAAGGUUCCUCUGAAGAUCAUGACCCCGGUGGUCAUCACCGUCUUCGUUCUCGCACUCUACCUUCACGCCCAGCAGGUGGAGUCCACAGCGAGGCUCGACUUCCUCUGGAAGCUGCAGGCCACAGAGGAGAAGGAGGAGAUGGAGGAGCUGCAGGCCUACAACCGCCGUCUGCUCCACAACAUCCUGCCCAAAGACGUGGCCGCCCACUUCCUGCAGCGCGAGCGGCGCAACGACGAGCUCUACUACCAGUCGUGCGAGUGCGUGGCCGUCAUGUUCGCCUCCAUCAGCAACUUCUCAGAGUUCUACGUGGAGCUGGAAGGCAACAACGAGGGGGUGGAGUGCCUGCGACUGCUCAACGAGAUGAUCGCAGACUUCGAUGAGAUCAUCAGUGAGGACCAGUUCCGUCAGCUGGAGAAGAUCAAGACCAUUGGCUCCACCUACAUGGCGGCCUCCGGCCUGAAUGACUCCACGUAUGACAAGGUCGGGCGCUCGCACAUCCGCGCCCUGGCAGACUACGCCAUGAGGCUGAUGGACCAAAUGAAAUACAUCAACGAGCACUCCUUCAACAACUUCAAGAUGAAAAUAGGUCUUAACAUUGGCCCUGUGGUUGCCGGGGUGAUCGGGGCCAGGAAGCCUCAGUACGACAUCUGGGGGAACACAGUGAACGUGGCGAGUCGUAUGGACAGCACAGGUGUACCGGAGAGGAUCCAGGUGACCGCAGACCUGCACCAGGUCCUGAGCUCCUAUAACUACACACUAGAAUACAGAGGUGUGGUCACGGUCAAGGGCAAAGGAGAGAUGAUGACCUAUUUCCUCACAAGUGGACCAUCGAGCAGUUAACCCCAACUAAGUGACAAAUAGACACACUGGGGCAGGCGCCUUAACACUGACUCUGACAUAACGAGCAGGCUCAUGGACCUCUGAUACCAUCUGGCGGACUGAGACUGACUGAAGCAUCCCCUGUUGCACGCAAUGGGAAAAAAGGAUGAGAACCUUCUAAAGCUCAGGCAGCGGAUAAGACUGAGUGGGAGAGGCCUACCUUGCCUGAAUCUGCAAUUGAGACCAAAGAUGUCCAAUCAGAGCAUAAAGACAGAUGUUGCCAGCUGCGCAAGUCAUGGUCCCAAGGCAGAAAUGUUCCUGGAGAAAUGUUGUUUGCUUCAAGCCGCCAGAUUUUACGAUUCAGACAAACCUGCAGGAGGACGAGAACUACGUCACUUCCUGUCUUUUUCUCUGCCUUUCUCCUGCUGAAGCAUACAUGUACAUGUAAAACACGGACAGUUUUAUGUGUAUGUAUAUGAUUUUAUGUACUGUAUGUAACACAUUUUGUCUGUAAUGUCGUGAUAGAGGUACAACUCAGCCAGCACCACAGCACUAUCCGUCCAUGUAUCAAUAUCUGAUCACGUCAGUAAUUAACAGAUCGCUGGAGGAGUCGCAGGAAUUUGUGUCUUACACAUGAAGGUGAAGGGGUCCCUCCGAAAAACGGUAGGACGGUUGUUCACAUGAAUGGACAGAAAAAAAACGCUCCACAGUGUUUACAGAAAGCUUCUCAUCAGACGAUUAAAUUCACGAGCUCACACUACAGUAUCGUCAGCAUAUAAGGACACACACGAAACACAAAGAGGAUGUCAACGAAGAGCUUUUUCUAAUCUCUUUUUGUAUUUUGACUUCAGAACACCAAACCCUAUCAAAUAUUUUAAGAUUCUAUAUUUUGUACAUUAAUAUAUUAGAGAGCUAUCUAUAAACACCAAUGUGUAUUCAGAUGUACAUACUAUAUCACUCGCUGGUGUUGCCUGGUCUUUGCUGAGCCCCAUCAGACCGAUGCCACUGAACGCCCGUCUUUUCUUGCUCUUUUCACCGAAUUGAGCAUCCGUAAUCUGCAGGAAGUCAACUGUUUGCUGAUUAGAUGUCUUUUUUUUUUUCUUCUGAUGUUUCCCUUUGCUAGUGUGUCUGGAUCUUACUUUGAGGCGAGAGUGUUAAAACCUGGCGAGUACGCUCUUUGAAUGACAGACUAGAGUACAGGAACGGAUCAGUCUUUUUGCACUCCAGUGCUUUCAGCCAUCCACCCCUUCCUGCAAUCGCUCCACAUCCCCCUGUUGCUUGCUCAAUCAGAUGGUACGACCCAAUGAAUGUCCAAUGAUCUCCGAUGAGGCCUUUAAUAUGAACUCUACACUGACGAUGGUGACGAUUCUCAUCCUGUGGACGGGGACAGACGAGCCCAUGUGGAAAUGUGCCCUUUUAUCUGCUGGUUUUUUUUUUGUUUGUUUGUUUUUUUUCUUGACAGAGCAGUUUUCUUCAGUAUUAAAGCAUUUCGAAGCAUGUCAUCCCACAAACUAUCUGUAACCUGGCAGUUUCAUUGACUUUAGUGAUUUAUUUUUCAGUGGUGUUAUUAACAAACAUUACAGCUGGUUCUGUUUGUGUUGGCAGAGUCACAGAGUCACAGCUAUCAGUAAAUGUCUGGGCAGUGUCGAGUUUCCGCCUGAGAAUAUUGACGCAUUUAGCUCAUUUGAGAUGGAAUGCUUAAAGGAUGUUUUUGUUGCCAACAAAUCUUAUUAAAAAAGACCAACUUCAUCAA
Acanthopagrus latus (yellowfin seabream) is the source of this 9025-nucleotide messenger RNA. It is a transcript of the gene adcy5, whose product is annotated as adenylate cyclase 5. Lineage: Eukaryota; Metazoa; Chordata; Actinopteri; Spariformes; Sparidae. The coding region runs from base 3703 to 7293 and encodes 1196 amino acids. Gene Ontology annotation, biological process: adenylate cyclase-activating G protein-coupled receptor signaling pathway; adenylate cyclase-inhibiting G protein-coupled receptor signaling pathway; cAMP biosynthetic process. The transcript is spliced from 21 exons. Gene Ontology annotation, cellular component: plasma membrane. Gene Ontology annotation, molecular function: adenylate cyclase activity. The record is from RefSeq and is a predicted model, not a curated record.